GGGGCUCUGUGACACACUGACUGCUGUGUUAUCAUCACAACCGCUGUUAAACCGCACUAAACUCGCGCUUCAGUUGGUUACACUGCGUUACUUGUUUGUUUUUUUUACCGUAAAUAUGUCUCACACCGUCAUCACGACCACGAGCACGACGACCAGGACUUCCGGUGACAGUGUCCUCAACAUGGGCUACACCCGGACCAUCCCGGGACUGCUGAAGAUGGGACAGAUGCUUGCUUUGCUCAUCGUCUUCCUGUGCGUGCACUGUGCUCGUGGUUGGCCCAGCUGGGCGGCGUUCCAGUUCUUCGAGGUGGUGGCGCUGUGGUUCCUCAUCGCCCUCCUCGUCUUCUUCCUAAUGCACCUGUGCAGGCUGCAGGAAAAGAUGCCCUGCAUCAACUGGCCACUGACGGAGUUUUUUCAUUACUCAGUUGGGACCGUCCUCAUCCUCAUCGCCUCCAUCAUCGCUGCAGUGAAGAGUGGAUCAGUUUCAGCACUGGUGGCUGCUUCAGUGUUUGGUUUCAUCACAACAUUCCUGAUGGCCGUUAGUUUGUGGACGUCUUACAGCGUCACCUGUGGCCCUCACCCGACAGGUUCAUCCGUGUAAACGUUGUUCCAUCUCUGAAGAAAUCGAUGGCUGCGUCCUGGUCUGUUUUUCUGCCUGGCAACCCCCUGGACACCGAAUGUGAUUGGCUCAGCCAUCGAUUUUCCACCAUGUGAUCGUCACUGUGGUGCAAACAGUCAGUAUUUCUGUCAUGACUACAUUACCCAUCAUUCCUGCUGUCGACAUGACCUUUGACCCUUAAGCUUAAACAAACAAACCUGCUUGUAUAAAACAACAUCGCCCCCUUCCUGUCACGUGCCAUAAAUCACUCUUCACUCGUUUAUUUCAGUUUAACUUAACAGAAGUAAAACGUUUUCAGUCCAAAUCAAUAAAAUCAGAAUUACUCUGUUACCCUGCUAAGCUAAUGUUGCUAAGUGCAUUAAAACAUUCACACUGACUCUGAUGUGCAAAUAAACACUUGCAUGCUAAUGUCGUUGUUAGCAUGCUAAAACAUCACUCAGGGGCUAACGUGCUAAAAACAAAAGCAUGCUAAGAAAAAAUUAUAGACAGAUUAAUUCAUACAUUCAUUCAUUCACUUGUCUUAUUCAAAUAAAUUAAGGUUAAAGUUUAGGACAAACAUUUCAUGUGCAGAGAAAAAACAACAGUAAUUGAGUGAAAAUAGUUUGGGUUUCCUCGUGUUUACAUUUUUAUUAUUGUUGCAUUUUUAAUAGUGGUGGGACUCCAUUAAAAUGAAUCGCGAUUAAUCACAUAUGAAUAUUUGACACGAGAAGCAACAUUUUUCAAUUUAAAUGGACUUUGGUAUAUGACUUAAUCAAUGAAUAGACACAUAAAUGAGCUCAAACAACAUCGUGUUUAUUUUCAUCAGUGAGUGUUAACAUAAAGUGCAAAAUAAUUGCAUUGUUCAUAAAUUCUUAAAUUCAAGUUAGCUAUAUUCAAGUUUUUCAGGACUUUUUUGUUAACGUUCUGUCUUCAAGUUACUUUUGGCUCGGAACCCUGUCAUCUUGUCGAGUGUGGAUUAGUGACACUGCUGCUCCAACGAGGAGCGUUGUCUGUGCUAGCUGCACACACACACGCACACACACACACACGGUCAUGCACACACACACACACACACAGCUACGCGAGGUGGUAGCGGAGGCUGCAGUGCACCGGUGGUUGGCACUUUUGCACACAACUGUGCUUCUAUCCAUGUUUCCACUCGGUAGAAUUUGAAAACUAAAAUUUCCGCCCAUGGAACCCAGCAACAACUUCCAUUUAUCUCGUGUUUUGUCCUGUGCAUCGGUAUUCCGGCCGGGAACUCGAGCAAUGAGCAACGUUCCGUGUUGUUUGGAGUGCAAAAAUAAAUUAACACAAUAAAGUCCCAGCCCUAGUAUAUAUAUGUACAUAUAUAUAUAUAGAGAGAGAGAGAUAUAUUGUGUAUACGUAUAUAUAUUUGUUUAGGCAGUCUAAGUGCUGACACUUAUUAUAAUAUGACUUUAGUAAAAGUCUUCAAAUGUAUGACAUUUACUUAGUUAUCAAAAGUCAUAAGUAAAAGUCAAAUUAAAAGUAUUAAAAAAGUGAGGAGUUAUGAUUGAGCCACGGUGGAUCAGUGGUAGGGCAGGUUGUGACUUGCACACUGUUGCUUUAACUCUGCAUGUCUGGGGUUUGUUGGUCGUUUAAAAAACAAAACAAACAAAAACGUGUCAUUCAACAGAAAAAUUAUUUUAUUUUAUUCCACUGACUUUCCAACGUGUUUAAAAUAUUUUCAGGACAUAUUUAAAUGUCCUUGGUGCUUUAAACAAAACUGUUAAAUAUCUGAAUUAUUUUCCUUCACUCAGAAAGCACAUCUCUAUGGAAGAGGACACGUGAGAAAACAUCAUGAAAUCUGAGAUUAAAGUUGGAAUUCUGUGAUUAAAGUUGGAAUUCUGAGA
Solea senegalensis (Senegalese sole) is the source of this 2469-nucleotide messenger RNA. It is a transcript of the gene cmtm7, whose product is annotated as CKLF-like MARVEL transmembrane domain containing 7. Gene Ontology annotation, cellular component: membrane. The transcript has 5 exons. Lineage: Eukaryota; Metazoa; Chordata; Actinopteri; Pleuronectiformes; Soleidae. Bases 116 to 601 code for a protein of 161 amino acids. The record is from RefSeq and is a predicted model, not a curated record.